Messenger RNA from Penicillium lagena, 1380 nucleotides. RefSeq lists its product as uncharacterized. The transcript has 2 exons. NCBI's taxonomy places the organism in Eukaryota, Fungi, Ascomycota, Eurotiomycetes, Eurotiales, Aspergillaceae. The coding region runs from base 1 to 1380 and encodes 459 amino acids. The record is from RefSeq and is a predicted model, not a curated record.
AUGUGGUCCAAAGGUCCAUUCCAUCGCUCGAAGAAUCCGUCCAUUGGCAACCCCACAUUGGUCGAUAGGGCAGCCGUGGAGAACAGGUUUCCCUCUGUCAAGGAUCUACCGUCUCUGCCCAAUGGUUCGUCACUGCCAGCGCAUGAUGACAUGACCAGACGACACUCGGACGUUUCGCCCUUGGUGUCGCCCAACUUGUAUCCUACCGACCACCGAAGCAGCGUCAGCAUCUCGCCCAUCGAAGAAACAGCACCUCCAUUCUUUCACGAGCGCAAAGUCUCCCAGAACACCCCUCUUGCCGCGAAACCAGUUCCCCCGCCGCCUGCAGAGAAGCCUAUCCGACUAGUCAAACGCGACCAGCCCACUCGCUGGGACGUUUACUCGGGCGAGCCGACCAACAACGACGCAGGCAAAGCGGGCCAGGUGAAUCCAACCAACACUACAUUCCACAAAUCCACCGGGUCGAGUCUUUUCAGUUGGGGCAGAGAACAGUUCCAUCCCAAGAAGAAGCUCGCCGAGGCUCGAAGCCGAAUCAGCACUUUCUCCAAGAACGAACCCCCUCCCCCGCCAGCAGAACCCAGAAACAGAUCCUCUUCUCAUACGCACCUCGCCAGCUGGAAACGUGCCAGCGCCACAGACGCCAGUCCCCAGCUGAGUAGCAUCGGAUUCACUCCGUCCGUGACGACAACGAUCACUGGUGGUGCCCCGCCGCAGCGAAUCCAGCGACCAGCGACAGCGGAAACAGCUAGCAGCGGCCGUCACACUCCACGACAGCAGCAACAGUAUGAACCUGAUCCCCAAUUCGAAGCUGCGAUUGCGAACAUGAUGAUCUCCGAUGAGCCCAGGAGCCGCUUCAGUGCCACGACCUACACGGCAACGGAGAUCGGCAGCCAGACUCAAAGCCCGCGGGACAGCGGCAACUUCGAUACCCAGUCUACAGACGACUUCCCCUCGGUCAUGGCCCGAACACGCCCCGUCCCCGGCGGCAUGCCGAGUUCGAAAAAGCCCGUGCGCAAGCCUACCCCGUCUCAAAGUGGCCCAGAGCAGCCGCAGCCGGCUGAAGCCAUCGGCGAGCAGACGCCCGAAAAACGCAUUGCAUCAUUGGAAGCGAGACGGACCGACAUCCAGCGGCGCAGACACAAUCUGGAGACCAUGGUCCAUGAGUUGACCCAGGUCAUUCAACCCAGUUCCAUUGCCUAUGACCUGGCAGCCAAAGCCGAGGUCAAGAAGACCGUGUCCAGCAUUGAGAAUGAGAUUGCAGAUCUCAAGCGCGAGGAACAUGAGAUCGGCCUGAAAGUCGCUCGGGCUUGGCGACGCUUGGAUGAAACCGAGAACGCGGGUGAUGGCAGUUGUCUCUGGAUUAAGCGCGUCACCAGUUAA